AUGAUGCCGCUGGUGGAGGCCCCGUUCUGCGACGAAAUGUAUGCCACGUGUUUGGACAGGGUGGCCACCAUCAAGGACGCUUCCGCGCCUGUCAAGGACCGCAUCGAGGCCAUUCAGCUCAUGCAUGGCGACGCGGGGUGGGGCGACAAUGGACGCGAGGCGAUGCGGGCCGGUGCCAUCGAGGCCCUGGUGGAGGUGGCCACGGAUGGGUGGCCCCAAGGCGGCGACCUGGCCUCCUCCAGCUGCCCCUAUGAUGAGGUGAUCGAGGUGGGCACAAGCACAGGGCAGGAAGAGGAGGAGGAGGAAGAGCAGGAGUAUCGGUGCAGGCACAAGAGGAGCAUGCGGCGCGUGGCCAUCUGCUGCCUGACCGAGAUGGGAAACUACCAGCCCCUGGCGCUGCGCAUGGCGGCGGCGGGGCUGCUGGACAGGGGCCUGCCAGACAUGAUCCGAGACUCGCUGGCAAGGUAUCGCUACGGCCAGUCUCUGCGCAGCAUGGAGGAGAGUGCAGACCAGGUGCAGCACAUCGCAGAGCGGCUGCUCAACCUGUGCGCCAGCCUGGUCGGCGCGCCGGGCAGCACAGACCAGCAGGUCAUGGCGCGGUGCGGCGACGUCAUUCUGGAGGGCUACGACGCCUUUGCCCGUGUGGCAGCCGCCUCCGACCUGCACCCCGGCCAGGACGGCGCCCACCUGCGGCACGACCCCGAGUGGGCGGAUGCCGGCUCCCAGGAUGACUGUGGCCUCCGCAUGCCCAACCCCCAGCCCGAGAACUUCCUCCGCUUCUGGGGCAACGGCCUGCGGUGGCUGGGCAGCCCCGCGGAACAGGACCGACUGGUGGCCAAGGGGCUUGUGGGCAAGCUGCGGCAGACCGAGGCCUCGGGGGUGUCGUGCAAGAGCAUGGUGCUGGCAGCGCUGGAGCCGACAUGGGAGCGGUACAGCGCGCGGGAGGCCAAGAAGGCGGCCAGCGAGCUCAAGGAGGUGACCAAGGCGGGGAAGUCGGCCAGGCACCUGGGCAAUGAGGCCUUCCAGGCUGGUCAGUACGAGGAGGCUGUGGCGCAGUACGAGCAGGGCAUCGCCGCCACCCCGCAGGACCCUCAGCUGUUUGGCAACAUGUCGCUGGCGCUGCUGCGCCUGGAGCGAUUCAAGGAGUCGCUGGAAGCGGCGCAGGCGGCCACGCGGUUUGACCCCACGCGCCCCAAGUUCUGGGCCCGCAUGGGCGACGCGCACCGGGCGCUGGGCCAGCACGCCUGCGCGCUGCUGUGCUACGAGCAGGCCGCCAAGCUGGCGCCGCGGGACGAGGAAAUCCAGCAGAGGAAGGAUGCGGCCGAGGCGGCGGUGGAGCCCGCCGAGCAGCUGCGUGUGGCUGAGCUGCCGAGGCAGCAGCAGAUCUACCAGGACGAGGCCUGGCUGCAGAGCCUGGCUGAUCGGUCGCCCGACGAGCUGGCUGAAGUGAUGGAUGAGGAAGUGGACAAAGCGACGCGCAAGCUGCUGGGGCUGGCCCCCGACGGCACAGAGGACUGGCGGCACACGCCCCGCGGCAUGUUCCUGGACAAGAUCGGGCCCCUGCUGGACCUGGCGGAGUCGGCGGCGACCGCGGGCAGCGCGCCCGCAGGCCUGGGCCAGUGGUGUGCGAGCUGGUCUGACAUGCCUCCCAUGCUGGACCAGAAGGGGCCGAUGUUCAUGAUCAGCGUCAUGUGCGACCACGAGCAGCGCAUGAGCAUGCUGCGCCAGGGCCGCCCCACCGCGCCCCUCAUCGUGCAAGCGCUGAAGCUGGGCAUGACGCACCCAGAGAUGCCCGACAGCCGGCCGGAGCGGCCGCUCCGCGUUCUGGUGGCGCACAGGAUGAAGGCUGAGUAUGCGGCUGUGGAGGCGGAGAUGCGGCGCCUGGGGGUGAUGUGCCAAUUGGAGACCAGGGAAGAGGCGCUGGCGAGCGCGGCGGCGCACGGCACCAACGCCGACGGUUUCAACUUUGCCGACAAGGACGAGGCCUGA
This is a messenger RNA of Chlorella variabilis, 1989 nucleotides long. RefSeq lists its product as hypothetical. The transcript has 14 exons. Gene Ontology annotation, molecular function: protein binding. Lineage: Eukaryota; Viridiplantae; Chlorophyta; Trebouxiophyceae; Chlorellales; Chlorellaceae. The record is from RefSeq and is a predicted model, not a curated record. The coding region runs from base 1 to 1989 and encodes 662 amino acids.